AUGUAUAUUGCCAACAUUGUCAUCCUGGCGCUGGGUAUCCCCCUCAUCUCCGCUGCCUCUUAUCCCGCCACGCAAGCACCGGAGAACUUAGAAGGGAAGGCAUUGCCCGUGUGCCAUACCAAGCUCAAAGAUGCCGGACUUAGACAUGCAGCCAUCACUCGUCGGCGAGCGAAGCUCCAGACCUUUGUCGGCGCAAAACGGGCAUCCCGUACUGCGAGAGAUAACAACCCUGCUAUCAUCAACCAGACCAACCAUCACUCCACCCAUCAUUACACGCCCUUGACCCCGGAGAGUGUCAUCUUCCGAAAUAGGACCUGUGUACUCAACGUUGAGACCGGACCCGGCCCGUAUUGGGUGAGGGGUGAAUAUGUCCGUGAGAACGUGAUUGACGGCCAGCCAGGAGUUCCGGUCAUCCUUGAAACCCAAUUUAUAGACGUCGAGACCUGUGAGCCGAUUGUCGGACUUGGUAUGGAGAUCUGGAGCGCCAAUGCCACUGGAGUCUACAGUAGCAUUCAGGGUGGCUUCAUGGAAAAAGCCAAUGGCAACGUCAAUGAUGCUUCCAAUCUCGCCAAAACAUUCUUACGGGGAGUCCAGAAGAGUGAUCAGGAUGGGGUGGUGCAGUUUACGACCCUUUUCCCUGGACAUUAUCACGACCGGGCAAACCAUUUUCAUGUUAUUGCCCAUCUCAACGCCACCUUCUUACCCAAUAACACAGUGAGUGGAGGAACCGUUGCCUAUGCGGGUCAGUUUUUCUGGGACCAAAACCUGAUCGAUCUAGUUGAAAUCUCAUACCCCUACGACACCAAUACAAUGCCACUCCAGCGAAAUAUCGACGAUGGAUUCUUCAUUACCGAGACUGAGAACACCAAUUCCGAUCCGGUCUUGGAAUAUAGCUUCCUGGGUCCCGAUCUGUCAGACGGGCUGUUUGCCUGGAUUACAGUCGGGUUGAAUGUCUCGGCCUCGUAUGAUCCCAACUACAACUGGUCUUGGACGGCAGAUGGCAGCGUGUAUGGUCCACAUGGCACGUUCACGCCAGUUGCUGGGUUUUCCCAAAUUGGAGACUGGGACUGA
Molecule: messenger RNA, 1071 nt
Organism: Penicillium canescens
Lineage: Eukaryota; Fungi; Ascomycota; Eurotiomycetes; Eurotiales; Aspergillaceae
Product: intradiol ring-cleavage dioxygenase
Exons: 2
Coding region: 1-1071 (356 amino acids)
Molecular function (GO): ferric iron binding; oxidoreductase activity, acting on single donors with incorporation of molecular oxygen, incorporation of two atoms of oxygen
Source: RefSeq, a predicted model, not a curated record